GUUUCCAUUCUUCUUCACAACCCACAAACAUAAAGUUGCAAGUGAGAGAAGCUGAGAAGAAAGAAAGCGAAACGCUCACUCAACCAACACUCGCAGCAGCAAUGGCUUCCAUGACCAUGACAGCCUCCUUCCUCGCCGGCUCGUCGGCUGUGGUCGGCAAGCUACCCUCGGCCAAGGCCUCCACAAGAGGCCUCGUCGUGGCCAAGGCCUCGAGAGCCACCGAGGCCGAGAAGGCCAGCCUCGAGUUCAAUGCCGACAAGGAAGAGAGAAGCAGUGGGAGGAGGGACUUGGUCUUUGCCGCUGCAGCUGCGGCCGCCUGCGCCGUCGCGAGGGCCGCCAUCGCAGAUGAAGAUGAGCCGAGAAAGGGUACUCCCGAGGCCAAGAAGAAGUAUACUCCUAUCUGUGUGACCAUGCCCACCGCUCGCAUCUGCCACAAAUGAGGGUCAAGAAUUGGCAACUCCUUUUCCCCCACCCUUGAUUUCGUGUUGAUUUGGGAAUGAUAUAUGUGUAAAACCUUGUAUUCUAGUUUCUUGCUAUCUUGGGACCAAUCGAUCACCAUUCUAUCUAA
This is a messenger RNA of Syzygium oleosum, 568 nucleotides long. Its product is annotated as photosystem II 5 kDa protein, chloroplastic. The record is from RefSeq and is a predicted model, not a curated record. The transcript has a single exon. NCBI's taxonomy places the organism in Eukaryota, Viridiplantae, Streptophyta, Magnoliopsida, Myrtales, Myrtaceae. The coding region runs from base 102 to 440 and encodes 112 amino acids.